Gadus chalcogrammus (walleye pollock) is the source of this 3704-nucleotide messenger RNA. RefSeq lists its product as uncharacterized. Lineage: Eukaryota; Metazoa; Chordata; Actinopteri; Gadiformes; Gadidae. The transcript has 6 exons. The record is from RefSeq and is a predicted model, not a curated record. Bases 1689 to 3407 code for a protein of 572 amino acids.
ACAUAUUUCUUAACACAAUUUAACAACUUUAUCUAAGCAUGUUUUAGCUUAACCUUUUUUAAAUCAAUUUGAACAUCUUAAUCUGUGUAAACUGCCAGUUUACACAGAUUCAUUCAGGGUCCCCGACUCUGAAUUUUCAGAGUCGAAUCAGAUCUGCCUUUUCAUUCCAGAGAUUCGACUAUUCGGCGGGGUUUGUUUACCGGCGUUGCUAUGGUGACCUCAAUUAUUAUAAGCAACUGAAAACGAUGCCGGUUUGAAACUAAAACUGUGAUUCUGAAAAAAAUAUAAAUGCUAUAAAAAUUCCGUUCAGAUAGUAUUGAAGAUACAAGUGUGUAGAUUUGUUUAAUGGUUUGAACGAUGGUAAACGGCUGAAAAAUGAAUAAGUUAUUACGAUGUCUAGAAGUAGGUGUAUCAGAAUGGGCUGACGUCUUCAAUGAAAACAGCUGAAAACGAAGCGGUAAGAAACUAAAACUGUGAUUCUGAAGAAAUUUUAAAUGAUAUCGAAAUUCUGCUUAAAUAUUAUUGAAGAUACAAGUGUGUAGAUUUGUUAAAUGGUUUGCACGAAGAUAAACGGUUGAAAAUUGAUUUAGUUAUGUUACUUCUACAGUUGAAGUACGACUGAUGAUUUGAAUCAUCGACUUUCAGGUAUUCUUUCGGGAUUAUUUUUUUCUCACGUCGCGCCCCCCCCUGAAGAACUCUGGCGCCCCCCAGGGGGGGCACGCCCCACAGUUUGAAAACCACUGCUAUAGAUAAUUGGCCAGACAUUCAGUCAGUGACAGACAGCUAGGGUACAAGAUAACAGCUUGCUAGCUAUGUUUACAACAUUGCUAAAAUUAGCUUAACUAACAAAGUGAUUUCCUUACUUUCAGAAUGAAUGAUUUAGAAGAGAAAGAUGCGUUGGUAGUCAAGCCGGUGGAUGCAGGCAUAAAGUGCAUUUGGAACUGGUCAUGGCUAAAAUCAGAGGCAAAAAUUGAGGUCAAGGGAGCAGAGCACACAUUCCCUUUAGUGGAUGUCUUCAAAAAAAUUAAUAAAAAAGGUUUGGCAAGGUGUAUUCUUUGCCACAAAGAAAUUAAUUAUGCGAACAAGGGCAGCCAUGCUUUGCUAGCACACUGCAAAACAGAACUUCACAAGAAGAAAGUCUACAAUAUAACGACAACGCACAGUGUGGCCCCUAGCUUUCUACCUGAGUCUGAAGCAUCCACCUCAGCUUUACAGCAAGGUCCUGAGAACAUCAGACAGCGAAGUCAGGCAAAACUUCCAACACCCACUGUGAACCGCAUAGCAAAUGCAGAGGUAGGUGUAGGUAGGCCUAUUAGUUCAGCACAGGCAGUGUCACUACUUGGGCAUAAAAGAUACUACCUGCUUUUCUAAUUUCAUCAUUUCUGUUCUAGGCCAUGGUUCUUGGAGUGAUAGCAGAGCAUUCUCUCCCUUUUGCUAUUGCUCCAGUAAUUGUUGAGUUGGCCCAGAGUCUUGCUUUGGACAAAGUGGCUUUGCAGGGAAUUAAGCUAUCUCGAACAGCGGCAGCAUACAAAAUGGUUCAUGGCCUAGGGCGAACCUUCUCUGAGCGGACCUUCUCCAACCUGAGAAGAUUUCCCUUUUCCCUAAACUUGGACGAGAGUACAUCGAACAACAACAAAAAGAUCCUCUCCAUGCUCGUCAGCUAAUAUCAUGAUGACUUCAGGAAGGUGAUGGUGGAGCAUUUGGGGUCCCUGGAGGUCAUAAAAGUGAACGCCGCUGCCUUGGAGAGGGUGCUCCGCGAGUUCUUCGAGCAAAACAAAAUACCAUGGAAACAUCUUGUAAGCAUGCUUAUGGACUCAUGUUCGGUCAUGAGGGGCAGCAAGACCGGCCUUGAAAAAAGGAUCCUACAGCACUGUCCAACCCUGCUUGAUAUUGAUGGAGACUCGUGUCACCACAUUCACAACGCAGCGAAGAAGUUUACAGAGCCCUUUGAAUACCAUCUUGAGCAGCUGUUCAAUGAUCUGCAGACAGACCAUCGGUGGUGUCCUGAUCAGGUGAUGAACCUCAAGGAGGUAUCUCAAAUUCUGAACAUCCCUGCCUCCAACCCUCAGAGGGGCUUUGUAUCCCAUCGUUGGCUCUCUGCAUAUGAUGCUAGCAUGGCAACCUACGCAAUGCUGCCAGCAUACAAGGUUCUCUAUUUUGGAUUUCUGUCUGCAGAAGACAAGGACCUUUACAAAGAGCCUCUGGAAAGUAUAUACACAAAGUACACCGUCAAUCCGACUGCAAGGGCCAGAAUUAGAACCCUACAUGAGGACCUCAACCGAAAAGGCAUGACACAGCAAGGGAAAGACAGGAAGAAAAGGGUCUGUCGAAAGGUGUGGCAUGAGGAGACUACAACGCUACUACAGCUCAGCGUUUACAUGGGUGUAUUGGCUAUCCUGAAGGAAUAUGUCAUGGUUUUCCAGGGUAGCCAGACGUUGGUGCACAAACUCCCUGACAAGCAGUUUGAGCUGUUCCUGGCUUUUUUGGCUUGCUUCAUAAAAGGGGAACACAUCACUCAAUUGUCUCCCAGGGCUCUGGGAGAAAUGGUGCUGGAGGAUAACAUGCUGCUGCCUGCCAGGGAGUUCUAUGUUGGACAGGAAGCAGACACAUUCAGGACCAGGAAUCCCAAUCAUGCGCUGCUAGAGCCAUUCCUGAAACAAGUCAAAACAGCCUACACCACCACUGCUGUCUACAUGCAGAAAAAACUUCCAUUGUCCAGCCAGACACUGAUUGCCCUGUCUUCUCUGGACCCACUUCUAAGAGGCCACUCACAGGCAACCAUCCAGCUGAAGAGGUUGGGUGGAAUGCUAGACCACCUUUUACCAGCCGUCAAGGACAUCCACAAAGAAAUCCUACUGUACAACAUUGAUCUUAACGUGCCCACGUUCAAGGAGGGGGAUAGCAUGGUGGAGUGGUGGGGUCAUGUCUUUGACAACAGAUCUAAGUACCCAGCCCUUAGUGCAAUGGUAAAAUGUGCCCUCUCCAUCUUUCAUGGACCCAGAGUUGAAUCAUCUUUCAGCCUAAUGAAUGACAUCCUUGACCCCAGAAGUGGAAACAUGAAAAUAUCAACAUUCGGUGCCAUCCAAACAGUGAAAUACACACUCCAGUCCAGGGAGAAGACGGCUGUGGAGUUGUUCAAAAGGAAGGAUGUGAGGUAUGGGGAGGUGGACCGCACACUCUGUAAGAACAUCCGGUCUGCAGGAAGCACUGACAAACUCCAAAGACAGCAGAAUAUGAUAGAAAAGCAAAGGCAGCAGAUCGAGUAUGGCUGCCAAGCAUCAGGUAGUGCUUCCUUGAGCAAAAGGCAGAAGGCUGAGGAAGAAAAGAAAGCAAGAAUGAGGCAUGCUGCAAAACAGCGAAAGCGGGCCCUUGAGACACUGGUCCAGGCCAAGAAGAAAAAUAAAUAAUGGCAUACUCCUAUUGCCCUGUCCUCUGUCCUCCUAUUGGGGCUGCCCUUGCACAUAAUAAAUUAAUGCUUUGUUCGAAAUUGUGCGCAGUCCUGUAAUUUUUUUUAACUUGUGACUAACCCUAAUGCAUUAAAAAAGUAAUACAAAUGUAAAAGAAAACUCCCCGGAGUAUAAACCUGGAACCCUAUAGUGGGUCUGUGUUUUUCUCAGCUCACGCAUCAUUCUCACCUUUUUCACCCCGAGCCAGUUUGCAUGCCUGCAUAGAAUAUACUCAUUAAUUUCUACCACAGUAUUCCC